Triticum turgidum subsp. durum (durum wheat) is the source of this 948-nucleotide messenger RNA. NCBI's taxonomy places the organism in Eukaryota, Viridiplantae, Streptophyta, Magnoliopsida, Poales, Poaceae. The record is from the annotation of a GenBank genome assembly.
AUGAUGAAUUUUACGGAGGAUGCUCCUGUAAAGAAAGGCUCUGUUCUCUUAACAAGGAUGGAAAGUAUAACGGCAUACAAAAACCAACGUGGUCAACCCAAAUCUGCAACUCCAGAACAAUCUGACAUUCCAGUGUCUGCUAAUGACAUGUGUUCCCUUGCUGAAUGGCCAUCCCAUGCUCGCCGCAACCAAGCUGGUGGACAGAAGAAGAAAGGGCGAGGUGUUCUAAAAGGUUUUAAAGCAUCUAAGAAGCGUUUUGCCAAUGGAUCUGCAAAGCUAAAUAUUACAUUCUCUAAAAAAUUGGGUGGUACAGUAGGAAUGAACUAUCGUUCGUUCAAGGAUGACGUGGUAGUCAUAAUGAAAAGAAAGUUACCACUCAUUGGAGUGAGGACGUGGUCGGACAUUCACCCUACCAUUCAUCGACUCAUUGUUGCAAAUAUAAUAAGAAACUUAGAAACUGGAGAAGAGCCGGAUUGUAUUGCUCUAUGGGAACUCACCCACACAAACAAUGGAACAUGGUCUAACACAGAUUCCCAGAAAGUUUACGACCAAGCACUUGAAGAGGUUAAAAACAAAGAAGCUGAAACUGAAGGUCCACUUUCAAAGAGGAUUAACUUGGAGCGUGCUGAGAGAGAACAACUUGAGGAGAGGUUAAAAGAAGAGCGUGCUGAAAGGGAAAGAUUGUUGCAAGAAGAGCGAACAUCAAGACUGAAAUUUGAAAAAAACAUGAUGGCAAAGUUUGUAGAAUUGAGCAAACAGAUGGAAACCCAACAGGUUCCUACGAAGAGGGUUGACAAAGAAAAUAGUAAUCCAAACUUGCAAAAUAUUCUUUCACAGACAUCUAGUCCUAAUAAGACUCCAGGUUCAACGCCGACUGCUAUUUCUUCAAAUGCGCUCAUACAAGCUGUAGCAAGGCAAUCUCGAAUGUAUAAAGCAAUGGAGCUUUGA